UGGAAUCUAAUAGAAACGAACUUGUUUUAUAAUUUUAUAACUCAUUUAAACGCGAUUUUAUGCGGUGUCAGGCUCAUAUUACGAAUAUUACAAUCAUAAGCACACGUUUUGCAGUCUCAUGCAAUUGGUGUAACUAUAACCCGUUUGUGCUCAUGUUUAGCUAGCUGUUGAAGAGUCCAAUUGAAGUGAGAAGUAUUGCGUGGCUUAUUAUUCUGUUAAAGUGCAUCGGCAGAGAAGAUUUUCAAGGGUGGACCCGAUAAAAGAGAGGAGAAAAGCUUGUUCAUGUGGAGAAGGGUUGAAAACCGGGUAGCAUCUUCUCUCUCCUCCCACAAAGAUGAUGUUGAGCAACGAGAACUCGCUUUCCCCAUUUCACCAGCCUCGUAGUCGGCCUGUGUAGUUGAGGAGAGAUUCUUCAGGAAAAUCAAUAAACAGCCUCCGGAAAGGUGACAAUCUUCUGCCCAGUGUUAUUUUACUAGUGGAGCCCGGUGCUGGGCUGUCUAAUUGCAUAUCGAAUGCACCACUUCUCAAAAUAAUAAUCUCAACCACUCGCCAUAUUUAUACUGGACACUCCCACUCUUUCGACGUGAGCACUUGAAAUUCUGCCAGCCAAUUCAUUCCGGGGUGCGUUCACUUUCAUCUGUGCCACAGAUGAAACUGAUGAAGUUGUGUUAUCAUAAUGGUUCGCAUAAUUGGGCACACGGACCGAGGACUUCUCCACACAAAUCCCAGCAGCAGCAGCAACAGCAGAGGAGGAAUCCACUUCACUCUGACAGAGUUCCAAGACAAGAGGAACGCUGUUCGGGUGGAAAGGCAGUUCAAUUUUGGCCCCUGCCCUCGGGCGGAGGAGGAUGCGGCCCAAGAAGUCAAGGCAGAAGUCAGCCACGUCUCCCUCCAACCACUCAACGCUCAAAACUUUCGAGAUGACCAGAGUUCAAAACAGAAGAGUUCCCCAAUACGGGACGACCCCUUGUUUCUCAUCGCACUGGUGUCCAGGAUUAAGGCUGGGAGCCAUCAUGCCGAUACGUACUCCGCAUCCCUGUAUUUAGUGAGAGCCUCGGAAGGGAACGUCAGUUCCGGGGUGGAGGUGGACGAGGUGCUGGCUCGAGUGGGGGUGGUUGAGGGGAGAGACUCAGAAGUGCGGGUCCACUUUCUCCCACAAUGCGUCAAGGCGAGGCAGGGUGGCGAGGAGGUUGAGGUUGACACAACGGAAGAGGAAGAACAGGAAGCCACAAAUUUCUCGUGCACGUCCAGACUUCUUGUCCUCAGUCUGGAGGAAAGCAUAAUUCUCUAUGAUGUGGAAUCCUCAAUUAGCACUGGGAAAUCAGCCCAGCUUCAAGUGGUGGGUUCGGAGAUGGUGGCGAAACGCUUUUGGUGGGCUCAAUGGUUACCUCUUCAGGAAGCCGUGGCCUUUGCUCACUUUCGCAAACCACGACAAUCCAGUUUCGACGAUGAGGAGGUUUCUGCUCAAGCUCCAAAGUGCUUCCUCUCCGUCGUGCAAUUUCAUAAAGAUUUCCCCAGAGAGUCCGUCCUGAACAUGCCUUUGUCGGAUGCUUCCAUGUCGUCAGGUCAUUCAAGGUCAGGAGAGGGCGUGACCUCACCAUCACCUUCUUUAAAGCUGGCUUACGAUCCCACCGUUCUCACGUCUUCCUCUGUUCAGCUGAAACUUCUCGCUCACUUGUCCGGGGCCGCUUAUCUUUUUCGCCUGUGCCCCACGUCCACCCCGAAAUAUUCCGUGAGCAUGUUGCAUCAUAAUAAAACGCUGGACGUCGACGUGAGUGUGGAGACAAUUCAAGGAGGCGAUGAACCUUGCGACACUCAGCUUCACCUGGACGUUGGUUUGUACUCGAAAGAUCAGUAUCUCGUGGUUGUGGGGUGGCCUUAUUUUGUCCACUUUCUCGACGUUGGCUCCAGUCACGAGCCCAGCCAUCACUUGGACUUUUCGUGGGACAUGUUGGGACUGAGGACGACGAAUCCGAGCCCCCCCUUCCUCUGCCUGUUCAACGUCCUCAAUGCUGACAACGGCAAGAGUGCUGCUGCUCAAUGUGAUGAGAAGACAGAUCUGAGCCCCAAGUUCUCAACGACGACCAACCUCGUGUUUCAAGACUUGGCUCACACCCCCGUCGAACUCACCUCGUCCUUACUCCUGCCCCUCAUGGAGAAACGGAAAACGGACACCCAGUUCAAACUGGCCGUGUUACACCAUUUCCUUGUGCACGUGGGAGACAUCAACGUUGCCAAAAGGAUUAUUUAUGACGAGGGCAAGAUGUUGGGGAAUCUCGGUCUGAAGCAGAUUUAUCAAGAAUUUCUGAUUGGUCAUGCUCAUCUCCAGGCAAAGAAGCAAAUUUUGCCCAACAUGGACUCAUUUCUUUACUUGAUCCCAUACUCCGCCGACCCGGAAUCAAACAGCUCAAUUACGACACCAUCCUUGAGGAUUACGACGCAAGGGUCGAAAGAUGUGUCGAUCAUGCUGCUGUCCCCGAGCCAGAGGGUGUUCCCUCAUAAUGUGACCGACUGCUGGACUUGUUUGUGGCAACUGAACCGCAACUACUCGCGGAGCAAGAGGUUCAACCACAAGGACAUUUCAGAAAAGUUGAUCUUGUCGCUCCAGUGUUACAAGCCGGAAGCAUUGUCCAGAGCCAGCACUCCUGGUCCAAUGUCUCCCUCCUCCCCAAUGAUCUGCACUUCUCUUGGCGACAUUGUCGGAAUGUUUGGACGACGGGCGACUGAACUCCAACUGCCUUUUGUCGAGCAAGAAUCCUGCACUGCGAACAAGCAAGAGUACAUUUUCUCCAUUAAUCUGCGUGAAAUAAGCAUGCAUCUCUUAAAGGAGAGGAAAGAGUGGCCUCUCCAUGGCCACACGGUCGCAGGAAAGUAUGUGUGCGCUUUGGGCGACACGGCGCGACUGCUUUGUCACCUCCUCUGCCUCACGGCCCACUUGCAACCCACCAAGAACAGGGACAAAGGUUUCAAGCUCAUAGACGCGUUGGAAUGGGAUGUGCGGCUCAAACUCUUCAUGUUGAUGGAACACUACACGUUGGCAUUGAGUACGCUGGCCUGUCCCCUCCCGCAAGGCUUCACCCCCUUCUUCGCAUAUUUGGGAUACCGAGUCUUCAAGUUUGACCAGUUCUUGUGGCAUGUCAGAGCCGGCACGUUCGAUCUCCAGAUCGACCUCGUCAAAACCAUCAUGACAGACAUUAAGGAGGACAAGGAGGAGAACGUGACACGGAAGCUGCAACUCCUUUCACUCCUGCCAAAGACCAGAGCAAGCCGCAUACUGAAUGCUUGGCCCCACAAAAUGUCCGUCUCUCUCAGAGCUCGUCAACAUGCCAGCGAUCUGCUGAGCGGAUCUGUUUCACAAAACAGGAAACGGAUGAUGACCUUGGCUGGAGAUAAAAAGAAGAAAGGUGACGUGUCAGUGACGAAAGAAAAGCUGAAUCCAUUGGACACAUUUUUUCAGCUACUAACUGCCAAAGCAAACUCGUCGGAAAUUGACCUGGGCCUGUUGACCGAAGCAACGCUGGUGUCAAUGGAAGGGAGCGAUCACCAUCAGAGCGUCAGUGCGGAGUAGCCCUCCAACCCUCUCAAGCCAAUCAUCGUCGUCGUCUUAACUAAUUAAUUAUUAUUACUCAUCAAAUAUAUGCAAAUUAGUUACUGCUACGAAUAAUGUACUACCCACCAGAAAACAAUAUAUACUCCUUGAACUCAUGUAGUCAUUUUAAUGCUGCGACAGUCAAACGUGAUCAAUUAUAACUUUUGUUACAAAAA
Molecule: messenger RNA, 3765 nt
Organism: Folsomia candida
Lineage: Eukaryota; Metazoa; Arthropoda; Collembola; Entomobryomorpha; Isotomidae
Gene: pigeon
Product: protein pigeon
Exons: 11
Coding region: 677-3568 (963 amino acids)
Biological process (GO): positive regulation of amyloid-beta formation
Cellular component (GO): trans-Golgi network
Source: RefSeq, a predicted model, not a curated record